AUGAUCUUAGAACGCUUAGUCCCUCAAUCAUUUGGCUCGGCCGUUUUGAUUUUUCUUGCAGUUAUCUUAACACGCCUCAUAUAUAACAAAUACGGAUAUGGCCUGAAUGACAUACCCGGUCCAUGGCUGGCAGCCUAUACGGAUAUAUGGAGACUUUUCGUCGUUCGAGGUCGCAGGGCCCAGGAGGUACAUAUUGAACUACACAAAAAGUACGGGCCUGCUGUUAGACUCGGGCCGCGAGCUAUCUCUAUUGCGGAUACGGAGGCAUUGAAGAUCAUUUAUAGUCCAAGUGCAGGAUGGUCAAAGUCAAAGUUCUAUCCCGUACAACAAGCUUUAGCGAAAGGAAAAAGACUCGAGACCAUGUUCAAUACGGCCAACGACAAAUACCACGCCAGACUCCGACGAUCAGUCUCGAACGCCUAUGCCAUGAGUACACUUGUCACAUUUGAACCAUUUGUUGACUCGACUUCGACCGAGUUUAUCAGGCAACUCAAGCUUCGGUUUGCUGAUCGUUCCAACGACGCGGGUAUUUGUGAUUUUGGGGCUUGGUUGCAAUUCUAUGCUUUCGAUGUCAUCGGCGAAUUAACAUUUUCGAAAAGAUUGGGGUUUGUUGAACGAGGUGACGAUAUUGAUAACAUCAUUCGGGAUUUGGAAAGUUUCUUGAAUUACGUGUCAUGGAUUGGCCAAAUCCCAUUUCUAGAUAACUUGUUCAUCAAGAACCCCAUCAAAAUAUGGAUGGUCAAGAAUGGGUUCCUCAACUCAAGUGCACCUGUUGCAGAGUUUGCCCGAAAGCAUCUCGUCGAACGCCAGAAAGAGGAAGAAUCAGGCUUAGAGAAAACUCCCAGAAGAGACUUCUUGAACCGAUUCAAGGAAGCGCACAGAAAGGACCCCGAAUUCAUUACUGAGCAACUCGUUUUGGCCCUGACGGUAGCUAACAUGUUUGCGGGCUCUGACACAACCGGCAUAACAUUACGAGCUGUCUUUUACUACUUACUGAAGGAUCCUCCAAAGAUGGAAAGCCUUCUUAAAGAGCUCGCGGCCGAGAGCAAGGCCGGUCGGUUCUCAAGAGAUGACGGACUCGUUCAAUGGGAAGAAGUUAGGGAACUGCCCUAUUUGAGUGCCGUCAUUAACGAGGCACUCCGUUGUCACCCGGCAGUCGGCCUUACACUGGAGAGACUUGUUCCACAAGGUGGCGUUACACUGGCCGGACAUUUCAUUCCCGGUGGCAACAUCGUUGGUUGCUCACCAUGGGUCAUUCAUCAAAACCAAGAGGUUUAUGGUCCUGAUGCCGCAGAUUUCCGCCCUGAGCGUUGGAUUGAAUCGACACCUGAACAACGAAAGAAGAUGAAUAGUUGCCUACUAUCGUUUGGAGCUGGAGCUAGGACAUGUGUGGGCAAAAACAUCUCCUUGUUGGAGCUUUACAAGCUUGUGCCAACCAUUCUGAGGAUCUUUGAGCUCGAACUCGUCAACCCAGAGACUCCGUGGAAGCUUCACAAUGCUUGGUUUGUUAGACAAAUGGGCUUCAAUGUGAGGCUCAAGGAAAGGGAUAAGAUUAUCUAG
This is a messenger RNA of Fusarium venenatum, 1560 nucleotides long. Its product is annotated as cytochrome P450. NCBI's taxonomy places the organism in Eukaryota, Fungi, Ascomycota, Sordariomycetes, Hypocreales, Nectriaceae. Gene Ontology annotation, molecular function: oxidoreductase activity, acting on paired donors, with incorporation or reduction of molecular oxygen; heme binding; monooxygenase activity. The record is from RefSeq and is a predicted model, not a curated record.